UCCCAAACAGUCCCACCUCCACUGGCUCGAGCUCUGAAUCUGAUUGACAAUAAUGGCGACGCGAUCGUCUUGAGUUGCACCUCAAUGAAACAUCUCUCAAGAGCACAUUUCACCAAUCCUUUGUCAUUACCUGGACUUAAAGCUCGUUUUUAAGGAUAUAUCGCAGAAAUGAUCUCCGGAUCCUCUUCGAUCAGGAAAUAUUAAGUUCUGCUGCUGGUGUGAUAUUUUGGGAAAGCUCUAACAAAGGUCUCUUCGUCCGUGGCGUUGUGGUUGCUGCUGUUUACAGCCCCGUGCGUGCAUUUGUUUCGGGCAUGAAGAAAUGCGAUUACUUCACCUACAGCCAUUCAUUUAGCAAUCCCGUUUCCAUUAAAAACCGGGAAGCGUUUGUGAAAGUGGAUUAGCUGCACUGGAAGCUCUUCUGCUGCCGUUUGCAGGUUUUCACGGACAGCGGCUCGCGCAGACCUUCGGUAUCGCGUCACGCGAAGUUGGACCAUCUGUUGAACGUUUGCGAACGCACGGCAAACUUCGCAAAACAAUUUAUUACAGUACACGAUAAAACAACGAUUAUUUUUUUCCCUAAACCGAACGUUUUUGUUGCGUUUUUGCUAACGUCAAGUAACCGCUCACAACUUUAGGAAGGUUAGCUAUAGCUGGUUAGCUAGCUAUCCGGCCUUUACUUAAAAAACGGGCCGUUAGAGACGGAAAUCUACCGUUUUGCCAACAUUUUCCACCACUAUGCUUCCUUUUUUUAUCAAGUAAAUUCGCUUACUCUACCACGCAAACAACAUAAAGCUUACGUGUAUAUGUCGUCUAUGUAUCUAAUAGUUUACUGUAUAAAUGUUUAGUCAGUUUAUCAAUAUUUAUUAUUUUUUAUGAAUUAAUAAGAAAACAAGGGCAUCCCUUUUCUUGUCCAUACUGCUAAAUUGUCCUCCCUCACUGGCCACUGACCCAUAUGUAAGACGGGACGAAUUAGUUAAUUUAUAACCUCUAUUUUUCUGUGCUGGCUUAACGGCUAGUCAUAUUUAAGUUACAUAUAAUCGCAACGUCUGCUCGUAAAUGACCACCGGUAGGAACAACCGGGUCAUGAUGGAAGGAGUGGGAGCUCGAGUGAUCCGCGGUCCUGACUGGAAGUGGGGUAAACAGGACGGCGGAGAGGGGCACGUCGGCACCGUCAGGAGCUUUGAGAGUCCGGAGGAGGUGGUGGUGGUUUGGGACAAUGGCACCGCCGCCAAUUACCGCUGCUCUGGAGCCUAUGAUGUGAGGAUAUUGGACAGUGCGCCCACAGGAAUCAAGCACGAUGGCACCAUGUGUGACACCUGUCGGCAGCAGCCCAUCAUCGGGAUCCGGUGGAAAUGCGCAGAGUGCACCAACUAUGACCUCUGCACCACCUGUUACCAUGGCGACAAACACCACCUGCGUCACAGGUUCUACCGCAUCACCACCCCGGGUAGUGAGAGAGUUCUUCUGGAAUCUCGUCGCAAGUCGAAGAAGAUCACAGCCCGAGGUAUCUUUGCAGGAGGACGAGUGGUGCGGGGAGUGGAUUGGCAGUGGGAGGAUCAGGAUGGCGGGAAUGGAAGAAGAGGGAAGGUGACAGAGAUCCAGGACUGGAGUGCAGCCAGCCCCCACAGCGCAGCCUACGUCCUCUGGGACAACGGGGCCAAGAACCUCUACCGAGUGGGAUUCGAGGGCAUGUCUGAUUUGAAAUGUGUGCAAGAUGCCAAAGGAGGCGCUUUUUACAGAGACCACUGUCCAGUGUUGGGUGAACAGAAUGGAAACAGGAACCCCGGAGGCCUGCAGAUCGGAGACUUGGUCAACAUUGAUUUGGACCUGGAGAUCGUUCAGUCGCUGCAGCACGGUCACGGAGGCUGGACUGAUGGCAUGUUUGAGACCCUCACCACCACAGGCACUGUGUGCGGCAUCGAUGAGGACCAUGACAUUGUUGUGCAAUAUCCCAGUGGAAACCGGUGGACGUUUAACCCAGCGGUGCUCACCAAGGCUAACGUCGUUCGCAGCGGAGAGGUGGCGGCUGGAGCGGAGGGAGGCAGCUCUCAGUUCCUGGUGGGAGACUUGGUCCAGAUCUGCUAUGACAUAGACCGCAUCAAACUACUCCAGAGAGGACAUGGAGAGUGGGCUGAAGCUAUGCUGCCAACUCUUGGAAAAGUGGGCAGAGUGCAGCAGAUUUACUCUGACAGCGACCUGAAAGUGGAGGUGUGCGGGACGUCCUGGACGUACAAUCCAGCUGCUGUCACUAAAGUGGCUCCUUCUGGAUCGGCUGUUACUAAUGCUUCUGGAGAGCGCCUGUCUCAGCUCCUCAAGAAACUUUUUGAGACUCAGGAGUCUGGAGACAUUAAUGAAGAGCUGGUGAAGGCCGCCGCCAAUGGAGACCUUGCGAAAGUAGAGGACAUCCUGAAGAGGCCGGAUGUAGACGUGAACGGGCAGUGCGCAGGACACACCGCCAUGCAGGCAGCCAGCCAAAAUGGACAUGUGGACGUCCUCAAACUGCUGCUGAAACAUAAUGUAGACCUGGAGGCCGAGGAUAAGGAUGGAGACCGAGCUGUCCAUCACGCGUCCUUCGGGGACGAGGGCUCCGUCAUUGAGGUUCUGCAGCGAGGCGGAGCCGACCUGAACGCCAGAAACAAACGCAGACAGACGCCCCUGCACAUCGCUGUCAACAAGGGCCACCUGCAGGUGGUGAAGACGUUGCUUGACUUCGGCUGCCACCCCAGUCUGCAGGACUCAGAAGGAGACACACCGUUGCAUGACGCCAUCAGCAAGAAGAGGGAUGACAUGCUCUCUGUGCUCCUAGAAGCAGGUGCAGACGUCACAAUUACCAACAAUAAUGGCUUCAACGCGCUUCACCAUGCGGCUCUGCGAGGGAACCCCAGGUAUGACUUCAGAUGUGGCAUAACUGAAAUCGGGCUUCUGUUUAGUGACAAUUAUGCAGCUCUGAAUUCACCUCAUAUCUGGGGCUGGUACAGAUCUAAUUUGAGAUCUGUGAACGCAAAAGAAAUCACUUUAUCUUGCAAUUGAUUUUUUUUUAUGUCUCAUACUACAGCACAAUUACCAUUGUAGUUUCAUAAGUGGUGAUGCCCACUCACAUACAAACUACAGUUGGCGCUUUGAUUGCUAUUCUCCUAGGAGCUGUAGAAGAUUCUGUGUUAUCCUCCUCUUUAACACACACUUUUCUUUACUAUCAGCCUGAAUGUCCAGAUCAAGCAGUCAAAAUAUGCCUUGUGGUUGUUUUAAAUCUUCAUGUCGUUUCCUGGAUCUAUGGCAAACUUUUUCCACUCUUUUCUUACUUUUUUCAUGGAAUGGUAGAGUAAUUCCUUCUGGUGGAAUUUGAAACUUGUCGAAUCUCUUUGAGCUGGAAAUUUAGUUUUUUUAUAUAACUACUGAUU
This is a messenger RNA of Pimephales promelas (fathead minnow), 3398 nucleotides long. The record is from RefSeq and is a predicted model, not a curated record. Lineage: Eukaryota; Metazoa; Chordata; Actinopteri; Cypriniformes; Leuciscidae.